AUAGAAAUAUCGCGGAGCACGCCAUCUAUAGCAAAACCCGAUAAUACAGUCGAUUGUCUUGCAGCACGUCGGACUGGUGGUAGUAAUUUUCGCAAAAAAAGUUGCCAUACAGUCAGUAAUUUAUAGAGGAUUCCUAUAAGUGUAAGCGGCAAGCAGCAACGGAGCAGGCAAUAUCCGAUUAGACAGGAAUCUAUCUGACUAUACAAAUUACAUUAGAAACCCGGAAGAGCGCACGCAGAACCUAACGAAGCAGACGUAGCAGAAGAGAAAGAGACUUAGGACAAAGCAACCGAAGGGAGCCCCAUCAUUUACAGCUAUACAUAUACAGCUUAACAUAUAUAUAUAUAUAUAUAUACAUAUAUAUUUUGUGUGUCUCUUGUGUGCGUGUGUCUGUCUGUGUACUAUACAAAAUUUCUGUUUUGUUUCGCGUGUGUAGUGUUGUAUAACAGCACAGGAGAACAGAGAGAAAGAGAGAGAGACAGAUCAAACAGGAUCCAAUAAACAGAAGCACCGUAAACUAACAGAGCUCAACAACCCAACUACAGAGAGAGAGGCCUUCACGAACUCCGUGACGCUUCCAACUAAAAAAAGAGAGAGAGAGAGAGGAGGAGGAGGAAUUGUAAUUUUUUUCGCUCCCAAGUCGAUAGAGAAAAAUUAUCACCAUUCCACUAUCAACGUACGACGCCGCUCCCCUUUUGCACACUUACGACGAUAGUCCGCAACGUUGGGCUAACGGUACAAGCAACGGGCAUCAGGCAGGCGUCAUCAUAGAUCAGUUUCGCCACAGCGCCAAAACGAUCACCAUUGAGGGAGGCACCAGCACCGGUGACACGACGAGCAUCGGCGGCGGCGUCAACGAUUUGCGUUUGAUAAUAACGGCCCAACCAAACGAUAUUAUCGAGCGCAAUUACGACCAAUUGACCAAUCGCGGCGGUGGAGGCGGAGGCGGCGGCGCCGUUCUAGGCGUCACCAGCAGCAGCAGCGGCAACAGCAGCAGCAACAGCGGCAGCGGAGGCCAAACACCACCGACACCACAAACGACAACGGCGUCAACUGGCCAAAAGACUCUGCUCAACACAAGUCCCAAUCUAUUGCCCAUAACCACUGCAACCGAUACGUUCAACAAUCUCAAGAAUCUGGUCAAGAUCGACAAGGGCACAACAAACGCCACGAAUCACACGGGCGGCAACUAUCGUGCCAACAAAUCAGCAACUGGGAACAGCAGCAGCAACGAAUCGCCGUUGGGCGGACGGAACGGCAGCCGUACGAGCGGAGGAUCAGGCAGCGGCGGCGGCUCAUCAGCAGUUGCUGGCGUAGGCGGACAAAUUGGUGGCCCAAGCGGACACUACUCCACUGGCUAUAAUAAGAAUACCGUCAAAAUUCGUCAACACGAUUCGGAGCUAAGCCCAAGACCUCGACGAUCAUAUCAAAACGAUUCGUCGUCGUCGCGUUACUAUAACAAAAAUAGUGACAUUUUGGGUACAAGCGGCAACAACAACAACAACAGCAACAGCAGCAACGUUAACAGCAGCAGCAGCGGCGGCAACAACAGCGGCAGCGGCGUCGGCGGCAGUCAGCAAACGCUGAACGCUGAUAGCAACUCGAGCAACUAUAACGGGAGUCUGGGAGUCCAUCGUGGUAGUCGCAACAACUAUCACACGAGCUCCGAUGGCGUCAGCUACAAUCGCAAUCUAAGCACCAAUUCGGGCAGCAGCUAUCGCAGCGGCGGGCGCUACGAGACGGUCAAUGGCAAUGGCAACAGUAGCGGCAACAUCAACAACAGCAGCAGCAGCGGACAGCAGCAACAACAGCAACAACAACAGCAGCAGCAACAACAACAGCGUCAUUACAGCAGCAACAACUCGGCAAUUGGCAAGUCAAAUUACGGACAACAACGCGGUAACAACGAUGGCAGCAACAACAGCAGCAGCAGCAAUGCUGGCCACAGCCUGAGCGGACGCUAUCGCGACGACUACAAUCGGGAUAAUCGGGACAAUUAUAGGGACAGCUACGCAGACGAAUCGCCGGCACAUCAACGCUAUAGCGGAGGAGGAGGCGGCGCCGGUGGAGGCGGCGGCGGAGGAGGAGGCGGCGGCGAACGCAACGGACACGCAUCAUCAAAUCGUUAUCGCAGCAACAACAACGAGGAGCGUUACGAUCGUGGACAAAGCUCGAGGCACCAGCAACAACACCAACAACAACAGCAGCAGCAACAGCAACAACAAAGCUACAAAUCCACAACACCACCGCCAACAACAGCAUCAGGAGGAGGAGCAGGAGCAGGAGCAGCAGGAGGAGGAGCAUCAACAGCCACAUCAGCACCAGCUGCAGCUGGACAACAGCAGCAACAACAACAGCAGCAACAACAACAGCAGCAGCAGCAACAACAACAGCAGCAGCAGCAGCCCAUAACUGGCCGCUGGAUACCGCCAUCGCUGCGUCCACAGCAUGGCCUGACGCAGAGCGAGAAAAAUGAUGCAGUUUUCCGGCGUGUGCGCGGCAUAUUGAAUAAAUUGACGCCCGAAAAAUUCCAGGAGCUGAGCGAUGAACUGCUCAAGCUCGAUCUUAACUCAAUUGUCAUACUGAACGGUGUCAUCUUGCUGAUCUUCGAUAAAGCCUUGGACGAGCCCAAAUACUCGUCUAUGUAUGCACAGCUGUGCAAGCGUUUGUCCGAGGAAGCGCCAUCAUUUGAAAAGGAUCCAAACAAUUCGUGCACAUUUCUGCGUCUGCUGAUCGCCGUCUGUCGCGAUAAGUUCAAUAAUCGCCUGAAGCGGGAUGAGGCAAACGAUAAUCGACCACCGCCCGAGAAUGAGGCCGACGAGGAGGAGCGACGUCAUUUGGCCAAACAGCGAAUGCUGGGCAAUGUCAAGUUUAUUGGUGAGCUCAAUAAGCUGGAUAUGCUAUCCAAGAACGUAUUGCACGCGUGCAUUAUGGAGCUAUUGGAUAAGAAGAAGAAGCGUACGGCCGGUGCGCAGGAAAUGUGCGAGGACAUGGAAUGCCUGGCUCAAUUGCUCAAGACUUGCGGCAAGAAUCUGGAUUCAGAACAGGGCAAAGAGCUGAUGAACCAGUAUUUUGAGACGUUGGAACGUCGUUCAAAAUCAACUGAAUAUCCACCAAGGAUACGCUUUAUGCUAAAGGAUGUCAUCGAGCUGCGACAAAAUCAUUGGAUACCACGCAAGGUUGGCGGCAGCUCCGACGGACCCGUCCCCAUAAAGCAAAUACGCUCGGACGACGACUCAAUCAUCCGCACGCCAUUCGCCAAUCGCAAUCGCGAUAUGCGCAACAAUGAUCGCGACAACGACAGCUGGAUGAAUCGUUUCCAUUUGAAUAUACAGCCCGGCGGCUACAAUGACAUGUUCAGCGGGCUGAGUGUGACGGGCGCAUCGCCAAUUGUAUCGCCUUUUGCUACAAGCGCUAACAAUCGGGAUCGGGAUCGUGAUCGUGAUAAUCGCCAGUACAACAAUCGCGAUCGCAAUCGUGAUCGUGACGGCGGCAACAGCGGUGGCAGCGGCGGCGGCGGAGGAGGAGGAGGAGGCGGCGGCGGCGGUGGCAACUACAACAAUCGCUACAACAACAAGCACAGCAAUCAGAACGGUGCUGGCAAUGGCGGAGGAGGAGGAGGAGGCGGCGGAAGUGGAGGUGGUGGCGGUGGCAACAAUCGCGACGAUUCUCGCGGCAGCGGCGGCUCGCACCGGAACAACGAUCGGAACAAUGAUCGCAACAAUGACGGGCAAUACGGCAGCGGAAAUCAGCUGAUGCUGGGCGGCAAAGAAUUGGCGCCGCGUUUUAAGCGCAAUUUGAUGACAACCAAUCAGGAUUCGGUUGAGAAUCUGCAAAUGCGCCCGGCGGCCAACUCGUUGCUGUUCCGUGCCGCAUCACAGAAUCAGAAAUUUCCGGCCACGCUGCCCAUCUCGACGCCACCCAGCGGCAACUCCAGCACGCAGCAGUCGUCGUCGUCGCAGCUGUCCAACUCGCAUUAUCCGCUGUUGGGCACGCCCACAUCGCAUCUGAUGAACAAUCCGACGCGUCCAUCGUCCACACCCUCGGCCGAGUAUGGUGCGGCGGACAAUCGUUCGCUGCUCGCGACCCAUCAGCUGGGCGAGAAGAGCCUCAAGGCGACAUCCUCGUCGCCCAACUUCGGCACAGCCGGCCAGUUAACUGCAGCUGAGCACAGCAUGGAGCAGAAGAAGACAAUUGCGGGCGGUGACAGCAGGGAGCAGCUAGCAAAGAAUGGCGCAUUCGAGCGACCCACAACACCGUCAGGCUCCUCCAACUCGAGCAAGCAGCAGCAGCAGCAGAAGAAGGACAAGGGACCCAGCAAGGAGGAGAUGACUAAGAAGGCCACGGCCUACUUUAAGGAGAAGUUCUACUACGAGGAGCAAGAUGAUGAACCAACUGUAAAUGAUGAAAUUACGAUCGAAGAGCCAAUCGAAUCGGAAACAACAAUGGUGGAAGCCACAAAACCGGAUCAAUUUAUGGAACUGGUUGAGGGUUUCGUUGAGCUAAAACUGCCGGAGAAAUCACUGAAGGAUGUGUGCCUCAAUCUGCUGAUGGAGGUGCUGGACCGUGUGAAUGAUGUAUACCUGGAGCGUAUCGUGCGCUUCCUGCAGACAUUGCGCAAACUGUCCAGCAUUAAGCCGAAUGUCAUCGUUGAGAUCUUCAAGCAGCUGGUGAACAAAAUGAACGAGCGCGAGGCACUGAAUCCACGGAUAACCGCUCUGGUCGCCUCGGUGCUGAGCAAGGCGGUCUGUGAGCCGGCACUGAUUAAGCUAAAUGACAUUGCCAACUAUACGGACAAUGGACAGCAUUAUCCGUUGUUUUUGCUCGUGCUGCAGCAGCUGCACAAGACAAUUGGCAAGGAUGCGCUCGAGGAGAAGUUCCGUGCCAGCAAAAUCGAUUUAAUGAACAGCCUGCCCGAAGUGGAUCGCAACAAGGAGCGUUUGGCUGAAAUUCUCGAGGAUCGACAGCUGUCGUUCCUCUAUCCGCUGCUCAAGGUCCAAGCCGAGAUGCUGAAGCAGCUGCAGAGCGAUCCGAAUCCAAACAGUUUUUACAAAUGGGUCAAGGCCAAUGUGGACAACAAAUACUACAAGGAUCCGGGCUUUAUACAGGCCCUCAUGACCGUUGUGGUCAAGUAUAUAACCAAGGAGACAACACUCGCCAGCAACAUGGACCCCAAGGAGCAUCCCGAGAAGUCGGUCACCCAAAAGGAACAGGCCAUGCUGGAGACCUACAGCCAGAUGCUGCAGACCUUCCUCAGCCAAAACGAAUUGCAACUAAUGGCGCUCUACGCCCUGCAGCUCUUCUGCUACAACGAGAACUUCCCCAAGGGCAUGCUUUGUCGCUGGUUUAAAUAUCUGUACGAUUCCGAGAUCAUUGAGGAGGAGGCAUUCGUUUUAUGGAAGGAGGAGAUUUCUGACAAAUACCCAGGCAAGGGCUCGGCGCUGUUCCAAGUGAACGCCUGGUUGACUUGGCUCCAGGAGGCCGAAUCUGAGGACGAUGAGGAUUGAAAUACCCAAUAUGCAUAAUAACCACACACACACACACACUAUAUAUGUAAUAACACUUC
This is a messenger RNA of Drosophila montana, 5566 nucleotides long. It is a transcript of the gene NAT1, whose product is annotated as NAT1. NCBI's taxonomy places the organism in Eukaryota, Metazoa, Arthropoda, Insecta, Diptera, Drosophilidae. Gene Ontology annotation, molecular function: protein binding; mRNA binding; translation initiation factor activity. Gene Ontology annotation, cellular component: eukaryotic translation initiation factor 4F complex. The record is from RefSeq and is a predicted model, not a curated record. Bases 2643 to 5507 code for a protein of 954 amino acids. The transcript has 4 exons.